AUGUCGGGCUGCCCACCUCGCCACCUCGGCCAGAGGCACGGCUGGGCCAUGGCUUGGGAGUGGGCCGGCUCGCUGGCCGUCGCCUCGGCUGGCCCUGGCACGCCUGACCCAGCCGCCUCCUGCAGGGAGCGCCUCGGCCCCCGGCACGCCUGCGGCCUGCUCCCGGCACCCAGAGCCUCUCUCGGGCAGGGCAGCCGGAGGGCGCCCUGCAGCGCCGCCGGCAGCCAGCGCCAGAGCGCCAGCCAGCGGGAGAAGCUGCGCAUGCGGCGCCUGGCCCAGGCCCUGCGCACGCUGCGCCGCCACCUGCCCGCCUCCGCCGCACCCGCCGGGCACAGCCUGACCAAGAUCGAGACGCUGCGCCUCGCCGUCCGCUACAUCGGCCACCUCUCCGCGCUGCUGGGCCUCGGCGAGGAGAUGCCGACCCCGACGGGGCUGGAUCGGGCGCCCCCCCGCUGCCCACUGUGCCCCCCCGUGCUGGGCUGCUGCCCGGAAGAGCCGCCCGCCUGGGACAGCCCAGCUGCCGCCGUCUCCGAGGCCUGGCUGGCAUCGCCACAACGUGACAGCCAAGGGACUUUUUGGGACUCUUGGGCGGCUGAAUCCAGUCCCUGGAACCUGCCCCCCGAGUGCCUCCCAGGAGGGCACCCCGAGGAGCUGAAUGCCGCCCCUGAUGCCCUCGCAGAAAUGGGGGCUUCGCAAGCACCCCCCGAGCUGCGCUGUGCGCCUCUCUCUCACUCGCCUCCCUGGAGCUCCCCCACCUGCAGACCACGCCUGGAGCUGCCCCUGGCCCCAUACGGGGGGCGGGCAAAGACUGUCCCGGCCUGGCAGGGGCCGCCCUAUAGCUCUGAAGAGGCAGCUGCUCACAAGGCCCAAGCGGCCUCCUGCGUGCCAGAGGGCAGCAGCCACGCUCACCCGCGCCAGUGGAAACCACCGCUCAUUCCAGAAGACUUUCUGGAUUUGACCCAGGGAAGUGCGAGGGCCAACUCUUCUGAGAAGUUCUUGCUCAGCCAGGAGCCAGCGGGAAAGCUGGAGGGGGCACCAGCAGCACAAUUGGUGCAGAAAGGUGUGCUGUGCCCAGACCAGUGGCAGGAAGCGGCCUCCAGGCAGAGCGGGGUGGCAUCGGCUCACGUCAAGCGGCGAGCUGAGAUGUGGCUUGUGGCUUGA
This is a messenger RNA of Varanus komodoensis (Komodo dragon), 1161 nucleotides long. RefSeq names its product mesoderm posterior bHLH transcription factor 2 (gene MESP2). Gene Ontology annotation, cellular component: nucleus. The record is from RefSeq and is a predicted model, not a curated record. Gene Ontology annotation, biological process: regulation of transcription by RNA polymerase II; heart morphogenesis; mesoderm formation. The transcript has 3 exons. Bases 1 to 1161 code for a protein of 386 amino acids. Gene Ontology annotation, molecular function: RNA polymerase II cis-regulatory region sequence-specific DNA binding; protein dimerization activity; DNA-binding transcription factor activity, RNA polymerase II-specific. Lineage: Eukaryota; Metazoa; Chordata; Lepidosauria; Squamata; Varanidae.